GAAGAAGAAGAAGAAGAAGAAGAAGAAGGAGACGAAGACGACGGCGGUGACGACGACAACGGCGACGACCGCGACGAAGACGACCAAGAAGAGGGAGCGCACACACUGUAGAGGAGAAUGCUGUUGCUAUUUUCGAGUCCGCCAAAUAUCUCGGUGGCACACGGUGCUGCUGCUCGUUGCUGUUCGUGUUAGCCCUGCCGCCGCGGUCUUCGGCCGCGACCGCGUCCACGUUCCUCCAAAGCGCAGCCGAUUCUGCGCCGAUGACGCAUGGCCCUGACCAAACUGGGGAAGAGAGAGCAAGAGAUAGAGAAAGAGCGCGAAAGAGAAGCCAGCAAACCAGCCAGCUAGCCAUCCAGCCAGCGGAAGAAAGACCAAGAGAACGGCGUAUGACAGGCUGAGCAUUCGAGAUCCAACCGUCUGAGCGGCCGCGGGGACUCUCCUACGAGGAAGAAUCCUGGUUAGAGGGUGCGUCAGGUCGAGAGGAUCAGAAACGAGAAGCAACGGAGCGACAAACCGAGAGAAUCAAGACAGAGGACAAAGGGAGAGAGAGGGAGUGUCGCUUUAUAUCUUGGAAGGAUAUCAUGGCGGGUGAGGACACGCAGAUCCUAGCGAACGGAAACGUCGAGGCGCUCACGAUAAUCCCACCAAAGAUGGCGAACGGGAACGGAUUGAUAUGCGGUAAACAGCACAACAAUAACGGUUCGAUACCGAACGGGAAGCUGCACGAGAUGGUUGGGACGGAAAACGGGAAGCUGAUCGUGUCCGACGAGAAAUCGAGUAGCCUGCACACGGAGUUCGAUGACGCGGACGUAUCUUGCGGCUGGGGUCCGUGCAGGCCGCACUGGCUUCAGUAUUUUGCCACGAAGCAGGCCUUCUUGGUCACCUUCUGCAUCACUUGGGUUCUUCAGGGAAUGUACUUCACGUACUUCGUCUCGGUGAUCACGACGAUCGAGAAGCUCUUCCAGAUCCAAUCGAAGACCACCGGUAUCAUAAUGUCGGCAACGGAGAUCGGCCAGAUCGGUUCGUCUCUUCUGCUCACGUACUACGGGGGCCAAGGUCAUCGGCCUAAGUGGAUCGCUUGGGGCAUGAUCCUGUUCGCGGUGAGCUCGUUCACCUGCUCGAUGCCCCAUUUCAUCUUCGGCGAACAGCUGAUCCAUCAGAACGAGAUGUUGGUGAGUGGUGUGGGACCGAGGGGCGAAGGAGGAGGGCGGAACAGUACCGAUCCGAUACCCGCGAACCUCUGCAGGUUGCAGGAACGACCGGAGAACAUGACGCUCGACGAGUUGUGGAUCUCCUCGACGACACCGGCACGGAGCGACAUGGUCGACUACUGCGAGGGCGAUUUCAAGGCGGAGCAGAUGAUACAGAGUAAAAUAAAGACGGUGGUUUUGGCGAUAUUUUUCGUAUCGUUGUUGGGUGUUGGCAUGGGUCAGACGGCGGUCUAUACCUUUCCUUACAUCGACGACAACGUAGCCAGCAGGGAAAGCCCACUGUACUUUGCAAUCACUAUCGGCGUGAGGAUCCUCGGCCCGGCUCUAGGGUUCAUUCUGGGUUCCCUGUGCACGAUGAUUUACGCAGACUUGUCGGUGAAUCCGCAAAUCACGCCGACAGACCCGCGAUGGGUCGGGGCAUGGUGGCUCGGUCUGGUGCUAAUAUCCGCUAUGCUGAUGCUGGUCAGCAUAGGAAUGUUCGCGUUUCCGACGAGGUUGCCCGCGAGCAGAACGCCGCCGAAACGAUCGGACUCGAAAAAGCCCAGCCUCAGAGACUUCCCUAAUGCGGUGCAGAGGCUGUUGAAGAACGACAUUCUUAUGUUCCGCACGGCCAGCAGCGUACUGCACAUCCUACCGAUCGCCGGCCUCUACACCUUCCUGCCAAAGUACCUCGAGAGCCAAUUUCGCUUGCCGGCUCAUCAUGCGAACAUGAUCUCAGGUGUCGGUGGUAUUUUAGUGAUGGGUCUGGGUAUUAUAAUUAGCGGAGUGUUCAUUUUGAGGGCAAAACCGAACGCCAGGUUUGUCGCAGCCUGGAUCGCGUUCACGGCGGUUGUCUAUGCGAUCGGCAUGGGUGUGCUGAUGUUCAUCGGCUGCCCGAUGGACGAUUUCGCCGGUCUGGUUUCGCAUUCCAAUGGAUUGUCGAACUUCGAGCCAACCUGCGACGUUAGCUGUGACUGUGACAGAAACAAAUUCAGUCCGAUUUGCGGUGCCGACGGUCAGACCUAUUUUUCCGCGUGUCACGCCGGUUGCUCCAACUACACUAUAGUCGACGGCAAAGUAGAUUCGUUUAACAACUGCCAGUGUAUCGGGCCGAACCUAACGACACCGGGAACAACGAGCACGGCGAUGAUUGGUUACUGCGAACUCCAGUGCAGUAACUUUUGGGUUUACAUGGUACUUUUCUCGGUGUUCGUUUUCAUCCACUCGACCAGCGAGGUGGGCUCGAUGCUGUUGAUUCUACGGUGCGUGGAUCCACGAGACAAGGCGAUGGCUUUGGGUCUCAUACAGUUCGCCAUCGGCCUGUUCGGUAACGUCCCGUGUCCUAUCGUUUAUGGUGCUGUAGUGGACUCUGCUUGUCUCGUAUGGGAGUACGCUUGCGGCGAGCGAGGUGCUUGCUGGCUCUACGACUCAAACGUUUUCAGAAUGUUCUAUCACGGUACAACCGGCGGCAUCCUAAUUCUGGCGUUCGUGGUGGACAUAGUGGUCUGGUAUAAAGCCGGAAGCAUCAAUUUCGUGGAGGAGCAGGAAGCAGAGGAGGGUACCGUAGAGGAGAUGGCCACCCUGAAGUCUCAGGAUGCGCAAGCCGUCGAGAACGACUAUUUGUGAAGGGCGUCGGCCGAUUGUUACGGUAUCCCGAAAAUCAGGCCUGAAUUUAGCGUCGUAAGCCGGGACGAAGCGACGCGAGGUGUUCCUAACCGACGAAGAUUCGGUGCCAGUAGUAACGCCGGAUGGCGGAUCGGUGGUCGACGUUGUGU
Molecule: messenger RNA, 2965 nt
Organism: Dufourea novaeangliae
Lineage: Eukaryota; Metazoa; Arthropoda; Insecta; Hymenoptera; Halictidae
Gene: Oatp74D
Product: solute carrier organic anion transporter family member 3A1
Exons: 12
Coding region: 582-2816 (744 amino acids)
Biological process (GO): sodium-independent organic anion transport; transmembrane transport
Cellular component (GO): membrane
Molecular function (GO): protein binding
Source: RefSeq, a predicted model, not a curated record